CUAAAAGAGUACAGGAAAAAAAAAAAAAAGUUAAACCCUGCCUACUGCUUCUUUAAACACUACUACUCGUUUACUGAUGCUAAACUGACGGAGCUUAUCUUCAAGUGUAACCUCUGAGAUGGAGGAGGAGGAGGGGGCGGAGGAGGCGUUUCUGCACCGUCUCUUUGCGGACGGUCCCUUGGCCCCUGCGCAGCGCAGCAGCGUCAUCGCAUGAAUGACAGCGCGUCGCAUCGAGGCUGGGAGACACUUCACCGCCGCCUCGCAGGAGCUGCUGGAGCCGCGCAGGGCGCUCAACAAUCCGGCCGAGCAGGUGGAUUUCUGAGCCUCAGCAGACUCAUCGGACAGCGGGAUGCUCCAGCCUCCAUGUUCGCCGCGGUGAGACCAUGAGGAGAUGACCGGGCUGUGGCGCUGACAGGCUCUUCCUCUGACUGGGCUUGUGUUCCGGCCAGCAGCAGGGGAGCUGACGGUAAAUGAGAGGCCAUCACCAUGCCCCCGGGGAAGUAUGGGACGCAGGAGGAGUGGGAGAAGGAGGGGGACCGGGAGAUCUUCAUGGAUUUUCUGCUGCCUACCGGGAUCUUCCUGAAAUUCCCAGUGUCUCGAAACGACACCAUCAGAAACAUCAAGAAAAUGGUUUGGAAAAACGCCAGUCGCGAGCCCUUGUUCUGUGGACUGGGCGAUCCUGACCUGUACGUCUUCACCUGCAUCAACCAGACGGCAGAGCGGGAGGAGCUGGAGGAAGAGUCGAGGCGGAUCAGCGACGUGCGGCCUUUCAUGUGUGUUCUGAGGCUGGUGGCGAGGGAGGGGGACCGGGGCGAGAAGCUCACCAAUGCCCAGAUCAGUCUGCUCAUCGGCAAAGGUCUGCACGAGUUUGAAGCCCAGAAGAACCACGAGGUGAAUGAGUUUCGAACCAAGAUGCGCACGUUUUGCGAAGAGAAGUCCCAGGAGCGGCACAAUUUGCCGUGGCAGCGGUGGAUGGAGUACAGCUUCCCGUGUGAGCUGGAGCCAUGCAGCUCUCCGGCGGCCGGCGGGAGCUCAAAGUCGAAGCACGUCAAGAAGCUCUUCAUCAACGUCAAGUUUGAGUCGAGCGAUGAAAGCUUCAUGCUGCAGCAGGACUCUCAGGAUCUCCCUGUGGCUCUGAUGAAGAGCGCUCUUAAAAAGAAGGCCACAGUCUUCCGCUCGGUACGGCAGGAACCCGAGGACUACACCCUGCAGGUCAACGGAAGGUGGGAGUUCAUUUAUGGGAACCACCCGCUGUGCCAGUUCAAGUACAUUUUCUUAUGUUUAAGGAACAGUCAAAACCCCCAGCUUACCAUGGUGCACCACUCCACCAUCAGCAAAUACCAGGAGGAUCAGGGCAGAGUGUGCAGCCAGAUGUACAAGACCCGCUCCCUAUCCAGACCUCCUCCUCUGCCCCUGAAGAAGCAGAACACCUCCUCCCUCUGGUCCAUUAAUGAGCCCUUCUACAUUCACCUCCUGCAAGGCAGCAGAGUCAACGCAGACGAGGGAAUGAAGCUCGUGGUCCAGGCCGGCCUUUUCCAUGGCAGCGAGCUCCUCUGUAAGAUGAUGACAAGCUCGGAGGUCACGGUUUGCUCCGAGCCGCUGUGGGACCAGAGGCUGGAGUUUGACAUAAACGUGUCUGACCUGCCCCGCAUGAGCCGCCUGUGCUUUGCGCUGUAUGCUGUCAUCGAGAAGGCCAAGAAACCCCGGGGCACUAAAAAGAAGAACAAGAAAGCGGACUGCCCGAUUGCAUGGGUGAACACCAUGGUGUUCGACUACAAGGACCAGCUAAAGACUGGGGAGUUCCUCUUAUCCAUGUGGCCAUCUGUACCUGAUGACAAAAAUGACCUAUUGAACCCAAUGGGAACAGUCGAGAAGAACCCCAACGUGGACAGCGCUGCUGGGCUCCUGAUUCGCUUCCCGAACAUCCGGCCCCACCCGCUCUAUUAUCCUCCUCUUGACAAGAUUAUUGAUCCAGAAAGGAACGGCGAUACUGUUUUUCCCUCUAAAGAUGAGUACUUGAAACUAAAAGAAAUCAUGGACAAUAAAAAUUACACCGACUUUUUUGAGCAUGAGAAAGAGCUCCUGUGGAAGCUGCGCAUGGAGGUCCGUGACUAUUUCCCCGAGAGCCUAUCCAAGCUGCUCCUCAUCACUAAGUGGAACAAACAUGAGGACGUGGUUCAGGUGGUGAGUUUACUAAAACACUGGCCUGAUCUUCCGGCCAUCCACGCCUUGGAGCUCUUGGACUACAGCUUUCCUGACCCAGCAGUGCGGUCCUUCACUAUCAGAUGCCUCAAGAAGCUCAGUGAUGAUGAACUGUUGCAGUAUCUGAUCCAGCUGGUUCAGGUCCUAAAGUAUGAGUCCUACCUGGACUGUGAUCUCACCACCUUCCUGCUGGAGAGGGCAUUGUCCAACAGGAGGAUAGGACACUUUCUGUUUUGGCAUCUUAAAUCGGAGAUUAACGUGGCCUCCGUGAGUUUGCGUUUUGGUCUGAUUCUGGAAGCUUACUGCAGGGGAAACAUCCACCACAUCAAACUUUUAUCCAAACAGAACGAGGCUUUGGGUAAAAUGAAGGCUCUGAGCGACAUCGUCAAGAGCGGCUCCCAGAAAAUGACAGUGGACGACCUGAAGCUGUGCAUCAGACAGGAGUCAUACAUGGAGGCGCUGUCGGACCUGUUGUCGCCGCUCAACCCCAGCGUCAUCCUGUUUGAGAUCUGCGCUGACAAGUGCAGAUUUAUGGACUCGAAGAUGAAGCCGCUCUGGCUGAUAUACAAGAACCCCUUGGAACAAACGGACAUGGUGGGCAUCAUCUUCAAAAGUGGAGACGAUCUCCGGCAGGACAUGUUGACCCUGCAGAUGAUCCGUCUCAUGGAGAAUCUGUGGAAGAAAGAAGGCCUGGAUCUCAGGAUGAUCCCAUACGGCUGCCUGUCCACUGGGAACAAAACGGGACUCAUUGAGAUUGUGAAGAACUCCGACACGAUUGCCAACAUCCAGAGGAACAGCAGCAACAGUGCGGCCACUGCUGCCUUCAACAAGGACGCCUUGCUCAACUGGCUUAAAUCUAAGAAUCCAGGGGACAAACUUGAUCAAGCCAUAGAGGAGUUUACUCUCUCCUGUGCUGGCUACUGUGUAGCUACUUACGUGCUGGGGAUAGGAGAUCGCCACAACGACAACAUCAUGAUCAGGGAAACUGGACAGCUGUUUCACAUUGAUUUCGGACACUUCCUGGGAAACUUCAAACGGAAGCUUGGAAUCAACAGGGAGCGUGUGCCUUUUAUCUUGACGUAUGACUUUGUCCAUGUGAUCCAACAAGGAAGGACGAACAACAGUGAGAAGUUUGAAAGGUUCAGGGAAUACUGUGAGCGGGCCUACAAGAUCCUGUGUCGAAACGGGACGCUGUUUGUCAACCUUUUCGCUAUGAUGAAGGCAGCAGGGCUGCCUGAGCUCACCUCCUCCAAAGAUAUUCAGUAUUUAAAGGAUUCCUUAGCUCUGGGCAAAACAGAGGAUGAAGCACUGAAGAGUUUCAAAGUAAAGUUCAAUGAAGCUUUGCGUGAGAGCUGGAAGACGAAAGUCAACUGGAUGAUGCACUCCUUGGCCAAAGAUAACAGACCAUGAUGAGCACCUAACCUGUGAAAUCUGCCAAAAAUGAUGACUUUUAACUUAUACACAGAAAAAAGAAGAAAAGACCCAAAUUUACUUGACAUAUGGCAUUUAAACACAGACAUCAGCAAAUGUUUACAUGGCAGUGGCUGAGAAACAACUAAACAGGCAUCCAAAGACAAUGAGUCAUUUCAACACAGACAUCCAUUCCUGUUAUCUUUAUUUAAUCUACAAAUGAACUGUCUUUGCCAACACGGACCAUAAAUCUAAUGUGGAUUUAGUGGAAGUUGCUACUUGAAAACCAUCUGCUCCUGCAAAGCCCAUCACCGAAACAGAAAGUUCAUCUCAGCGACUGCAUAACUCAGCAGAGAUGGAGCUGCAGACAUCCUGUGGGGUGACUUUAGAUAAAACUCUGUGGCCGAGGGAGACAGCACAGCAGCGGAUGGUGAUGCCACUCUCUCUCUCACUGUUUGAACUGCCUCUCUUCAACAGUGUUGUGUAUUUUUAUAUUGUGCGUUAUUUAAUUAGAUUGCUGUAGAGAAGUUGUAAAGUCAUGAUGUUUAUUUUAAAUUAAUGUACUGCCCUCGUGUCAUUUAGCCUUGAAGCUUAAUGAGUGCCAGUACACAUGAAGCAUUGUGCAUAUUUAAUGUAAGGCAAGAACUUUCUGAUUUUUAUUUUAAUGAACACGCCAGAGGACAAGGGAGAAUCAUGCUAUAGAGCCAUUUUGCAUUAAAGCUUUUAAUGCCGUUGUUGAUGUUUUUUUAGUCAUAAGAAAAUAUUAGAUUAUGUUUAAUGAGUGUGAUGCAGGAGGCAGCAAUGUAUUGCUUUGCAGAAACCCUAAAAGCUAACCUUGCAUCUGCCUACAUACAACUCUAAACCUCACGAUCUAUUUGCUGUUAAGCAUAAGAGUUGCUUUUGAGAAAAACACAGUCAGACUCAUUGCUCACCUCAUUUUUUUUUUCCUGCAAAACUAAGCAACUGAUGUCUUAGCUCUAGUGUUCAUCGUAAUGGACCACCCUAAAGGUGUGGAUCUUGUGAAAGUAUGAUGGAUUUUAUUUAAAAUGCCUUAACUCAGCUUUUAAGGACACAUGCCACUGGCAGACAAAGAAAACUCAAGAUGCUAUAAAGCAAAAAUAUCAUAUGAGGAAAGAAAAUGCUGAGGUUUGGUACUUGAGACAACCUUUGGGCACAGAGAAGCCAUUUACUCGUGGAUUUGCUUCUCAUACUGUGAUUUUGGUCACAAUGUUAAUGAGGUCAGUGAGGAUAAUGUGCACUCAGAGUACUGUGUGUGUGUCUGUCUGGGUCUGUGUUGUG
Molecule: messenger RNA, 4911 nt
Organism: Girardinichthys multiradiatus
Lineage: Eukaryota; Metazoa; Chordata; Actinopteri; Cyprinodontiformes; Goodeidae
Gene: pik3cd
Product: phosphatidylinositol-4,5-bisphosphate 3-kinase, catalytic subunit delta
Exons: 23
Coding region: 487-3612 (1041 amino acids)
Biological process (GO): phosphatidylinositol 3-kinase/protein kinase B signal transduction; cell migration; phosphatidylinositol-3-phosphate biosynthetic process
Cellular component (GO): plasma membrane; phosphatidylinositol 3-kinase complex; cytoplasm
Molecular function (GO): 1-phosphatidylinositol-3-kinase activity; 1-phosphatidylinositol-4-phosphate 3-kinase activity
Source: RefSeq, a predicted model, not a curated record